Trichophyton verrucosum HKI 0517 is the source of this 1065-nucleotide messenger RNA. Its product is annotated as oxidoreductase, 2-nitropropane dioxygenase family, putative. NCBI's taxonomy places the organism in Eukaryota, Fungi, Ascomycota, Eurotiomycetes, Onygenales, Arthrodermataceae. The transcript has a single exon. Gene Ontology annotation, molecular function: nitronate monooxygenase activity. Bases 1 to 1065 code for a protein of 354 amino acids. The record is from RefSeq and is a predicted model, not a curated record.
AUGCCCAGUCUAAAGAAAGAGUACCCCUGGAUCCAGGAACCACUCAUAAUAUGUCCUCCCAUGCUCCCCGUUGCAACAGGCGAGCUGGCCGCCGCCGUCUCAGCCGCAGGCGGAAUCGGCUUCAUCGGCCUCGGCAACAACAUCGACAAACUUGACGCCCAGCUCUCCCUGGCCGCUCACCACCUGCAAACAACACACGCCCAAACCAGCCUACAAACAGCCAACGCUGCAAUCCUACCUGUUGGAGUCGGGUUUUUAAACUGGGGCGUCAAACUCGAAGACGCACUGCCCUCUAUCAAAAAGCAUGUUCCGGCAGCUAUUUGGCUGUUCGGCGCUGCACGAGAGACCAUGACGGCUCUGUACGGGGGAUGGAUUGCUCGCGUCCACGCUGAGACGAACGGACUCACCAAGGUCUGGGUACAAGUUGGAUCUGUAGCAGACGCGCUGAGCGUAAUGGACGUUUCUGACGCCCAUCGGCCGGACGUGCUUGUUCUGCAGGGCUCGGAUGCAGGUGGUCACGGCCUGAAGAAGGGAGCAGGCAUAAUUACGCUUCUGCCCGAGGUGCAUGAUGCAUUGGCCGAGAAGAACAUUGGUAUCCCGCUGGUUGGAGCAGGUGGGAUUGUGGAUGGUCGCGGCGUGGCUGCUGCUUUGUGUCUGGGUGCCGAUGGUGUGGCGAUGGGCACGCGGUUCCUGGCCUGUAAGCAGACGGAUAUCAUGAAGGGGUAUCAGGAUGAAUUGAUCCGGGCGAGCGACGGGGGCCAGACAACUGUUCGCACAACCGUAUAUGAUCGGCUCAGGGGCUACGUGGACUGGCCGGAGGAGUACGAUGGGCGCGGGAUGGUGAAUCAGAGCUACGUGGAUGAGCAGGCGGGCAUGUCUGACGAGGAGAAUAGGCGGCUGUAUGAAGUCGAGAAGACCAAAGGGGAUGCAGGGUGGGGAGUUAAGGGCAGGAUGACCUCGUAUGCUGGGACGGGGGUAGGGUUGGUCAAGGCCGUGAUGACGGCGGAGGAGAUAGUGCGUCAAGCCCGCGACGAGGCCAGGAGAGUGCUUAAACUAGAUGUCUAA